Molecule: messenger RNA, 2446 nt
Organism: Polypterus senegalus (gray bichir)
Lineage: Eukaryota; Metazoa; Chordata; Cladistia; Polypteriformes; Polypteridae
Gene: gramd2b
Product: GRAM domain-containing protein 2B
Exons: 14
Coding region: 487-1806 (439 amino acids)
Source: RefSeq, a predicted model, not a curated record
UUUCUCUCUUUCACUUGUUAGGUGGCGGACUUAGAACACUUGCCGGUACUUAAAAAGCCGGGGGGUGUAAACUUGCCUGUUCGUCUUCUGUGAAGUGCUAAACGGUGUAAACUGCACCAACGUGGCGGGUUGUGCUGUGGUGAAGUCAAGGCUAAGGAAAGUAGGAGAAACCCGAUAAACGGGUUUGCCUUCUUUGAGUGGGCUGGUUUCAGCCGGUAACAGAAAGAAAAUUAGGUUUUGUGGACAAACCGGUAACUGCACACUUUUAGGCUACACCUUCUACUCUAAGUAGCGUAUAUUCAUUUUGAAUAACAAAAAGUAAAGUGUCGGAGUAAUAAAGUGAGUCUCCUUGUUGGUGGGCCGGGCUAUCCUACUUCUUGUCCUCCUCCUCCUCCAGCCGAGGGGUGAACUUGCAGCACUGUGGUCUUUUAUCAGCGAGGUCAAAGGCACGCGAUCUGUGACCAAGCGGGACGGGAUCGCUGUGAGAUGGUGCUAAUGAUCGAGCAGCAACAGCCGAGUCAGCUGCCGCCACCACCGCCUUGUCCGUCUCCGCUUUUGACUCCCGUGGAAGAAGCCAAGCCAUUCCGGUCUGUUAGCAAGAAGGAGCUCAAGGGAGUUACUUUUCACUCUGAAGGAGAAAAUGGGUCUGAAGAGAAACCAAAGAAGGCUGGAAAGCCUCUGGAACUGCUGCAUUCAUUGAAUAUUGAUGCAGAGCUCAGUGAGAUCAAAAAGAAGCAGUCUCCAUCACGGUUAAAGAUCGUUGACCAACAGUUUGCUCAAAAUCCACCUGAAUAUGAAACCAAAAUUGAGAGGAGGAAAUCUUCAUCUACUCAGUUGUCUAAGGCCAACCUACAGUUUCAUAAACUUUUUAAAGAAAUGGCACAAGGUGAACAGCUAAGGCAAAGUUACACUUGUGCAUUACAAAAAGAUAUUCUCUAUCAAGGAAAGCUUUAUGUCUCUGACAAUUGGAUAUGUUUCUGUUCCAAAGUCUUUGGUAAGGAUACUAAGAUUGCAAUCUCAGUCAUGUCUGUUACUCUAAUUAAAAAAACAAAGACUGCCCUACUAGUGCCAAAUGCCCUUGUCAUAGAAACCUUAAGUGAUCGGCACAUGUUUGUGUCCUUGUUAUCCAGAGAUGCAACUUAUAAGUUUUUGAAGUCCAUCUGUGUUCAUUUGGAUAGUAAAAGUGCUGGAACUAGCCCAGUUGCAUCUUCGGACAAUAGUAGUUUCAGAAUGGAGCGCCCAACCUCCUUACCUUUGAAUUUUACAGAUUUCUCUGAUUUAGAUGGUGCAGUAAGACCUCGAAGACAGGAGCUAGAGGAAACGACAAGCUCUGGGUCUCAGACACCCGAGUUUGAAAACGUUGCAGAAUUCCCUGGUGUGACUAAGAAUUUUUUAAAUGUGGUCAAGAGUACUCAAAUUCCUGUCCAUGCAGAUAUCCAUAUUAGACAGAGUCCGGAAAGUAAAAGUUUCCACAGGAAUGAUCACAGCAGAAUAGUGUCCAUUAUGCCCAAAGAAAAAUCUUUUCAGCCCAUGACUUUAAACACCCUUCUUGUACUGUACAUCGUCUUGGUUUGCAUUUUAGUUUUGUCAUCCUGUUACAUGGCUUUCAAAGUAAUGUCUCUGGAGCAACGUUUGUUAUCCUUGGGGACUCCGGCAGAAUAUCGAAGCAAUGAGAACUUGUUUCGUCAAGGCUUUGGUGCCCAGUCUACUUCAAAUGCAGAUGUUUAUGGCGAAUUAACCUCAAACCUUGCAAAACUUGAAAAGAUUCAGAAAAAUCUGCAAAGACUGUUGGAUGAGGCAGAGUGAAUGAAAACUUUAAGCCAUCCUGCUGUGUUAUUUGAAGCUGCUGGCUUCUGAGACCAUGGUGCAUGUGGCUUAUGUCUGCAGGGCCAACUGGACUCUCCACAGUUGGUUGUUUGGAAUAAAAUUGUGUAAAAACUCUGGGAGGUAUCGCUGUAUGAACUACAAGGAGUGCAAUAUAAUUUUUGCUGUUGGUGAUGGAAACACUAUGCACUUAUAUUCAGUAUGCAAUUUCCUGUUAACCAAAGUUUUCCAAAAUUCUGUACAGGUGCUUAAUGGGAUCUUCCUUUGACAACACUCCAGUGUACCAUGUUUUUUUUUUCCCUUUCAAAAAAGCUAUGUGCUGGGCACAUGGGAAAGAACUUGUACUCUUACAUAUCCCAGAUAUAAGAGAAAGGGCCUAUCUUAAAGUUAAAUGUUACAUAUCCAUGAUUUCUCUUGAUUUUUCCACAGAGUACAACUGUAAAAUUCAUUUCACCUUUUAUUGGUGUGUUUUAAACCAUAUUAACUUAGUUAAAAUUUACAUAAAAAUGUAAAAGUCUUCUCACUGUAAGUGUUCUGUUUAUGUAAGCUGAAAUUGUCUGACUUUUUAACCAUUUCUGUGAAAUGUUUGUAAAAAUUUAAAUAAAAGAAAAAUUGACCCUUU